AAAUGCUCAGUUGAGAAAGUGACUCGAUGGAUAGCGAUUCAUCGCGUUAGUUGCUCUAGCCACAGUUUAAUAAUUAGACAACGAAAAAGAAUUAUAGUUUUAAAACUUGUUUAACUGUGCUAAAGUGAAUGUGCCCUACGCGUGGUGGCCUGGCAACCAAGAAAUUCCGACUACCAACAACGUUCAGUUCCGUUGGCCAUUUUCCAACAAAUCAUUUCUGGUUCGAGUGGAAUACACCGAAUUGAGAUUGUGUUUUCUUAACACAAAAUCUACACAAAAGAAAAAGUUGACUUACCUUUUUUUUGGAAGUGGCUGUGUAGUAGAAAAUCCUGCAGCGAGUGAAGACGACGAGGUGGAUAUUAUUUCAUCAGGAAUAUAACCGACGAGAUUCAUUAAUCUGACGUCAUGGAUUUGUACGCAAUCCACAAGUCAUUUCUUGACUUGCAAUCAGAUCUCAACCGGGGCGAUGCCGACAGUCCGACCGAUGUCCAGCAGUCGAGAAGCCGGGAGGAAAUGGCCCGUCUGAGUAAACUCAUCAACAUGGCCAUUUUCAAAGGGAUGGUGCCGUCCAACCGGCAGGCAACGUACGACGUCAAUUACGACAGCAGCGACUCAGUUGAAGAAUUACUGGCCCCGCUGCUCCCGUACUUGAAUGACGAUGGCCAUCCGUCGCCAUUGACUCCGACAAAGCCCAGCAGCACGGAAUUCAAUCCCAGUUUACUAUUGCCAUUUGGCGGACGUGGCGGCGGCUCGUCCAGCCAAAACACUAUGAAUUCAGCCAAUCAUUCCGGAGGAUCGUCCAGAGUCACCUUGGCCGAUCAGUUUACGUGGGGAGCUGUCGUUUGCGCUGGCGUCUUUGUGGUAGUUUUCAUUUGCGUCAUGGCUGCCUGGUGGGUUCACAAGAAACAGCAGUCCCGUGUCAGCCGUCGAUCUGCGCAUAGAGAAGCCCGAAGGCGAAUGGCCGAAGGAGGUCCUUACUGCAUUGAAAAUGACGUCAGAGGCCCUGGCAACGUUCCAAUCGGCGACAUUCAACGGCCGCCUUCCUAUUUUGAAGUGAUCGGAUUUUUUGAUCCACCUCCUUCCUACAGCGACGUCUUGGGCGAAGGAUCCGGCCAGCUGGAAUCCAACCAACAACAACAGGCUUACGAUAACGUCGUGGUGGUGACAAUGGACGAGCUUCCUCCGCCCUUUGUGGAAGGGGAUUACAUUAAAUCGGUUGAGAAGAAUGUCGUCGAAGAAGAAGAGUCGAUCAUUGCUGCUGAACCCCAAACGAGUGCCAUAAGUAGUCUCCCCCCAAAUAACACUGCGACUGUGAUAGCCGGGCGCGAAGGACAUCAGCAGGAAGGAUCGAAUUCUUGAAUUUAAAUAUUCUAUUUGAUUUACUUUAUCGAUCGCCUGACUCUUGAUUCGAAAAAAGCUAAAAAAGAAAAAAAAAAAGAAAAAGUGUUUUCCAUGCAACAGUGCCUUACUUUGUAUAUUUAUAAAGAAAAAGAAAUCUCGACCACAAAUCCCCUCCCUCUUGUGUACAACAAUGUGUAUAUGACCAUGACGCGUCAUAAUAUAAAUAAAUUCUUGGAAAUGA
This is a messenger RNA of Daphnia pulicaria, 1582 nucleotides long. RefSeq lists its product as uncharacterized. The coding region runs from base 406 to 1359 and encodes 317 amino acids. The transcript has 5 exons. Lineage: Eukaryota; Metazoa; Arthropoda; Branchiopoda; Diplostraca; Daphniidae. The record is from RefSeq and is a predicted model, not a curated record.